UUUAGCUCCACACUGGCAAGCACAGGGAGUAUGUCUUUGAUCUCAGCAAUAGUAACAGUCAUAUUCGUCCAUCUAGGAGUUACAACAUUUGCGCAAACAGACGGGUCCGGACCCAGAUGCUUGUCAUGUAACAAUAUCGUGAACCCUGCCACCUGCCGGACUGUCAAAGAGUGCUGGAAUGGGGAGAGCUGUUUCUCGGAAGAACUUCUGGCCGAAAACGGAACAAGGAUUUUCAAUUUCGGCUGCAAAAAGAAUCAGGAAUGUUCCCGACCAAAGCGGUUCCUGUCAAACGGGAUCGUGGUCCACGUGUGCCACCAUUGCUGCCUUCAGGAUCUCUGCAAUCUGAAUGCCUGUUUCAGCACAGUCGAUUUAGCGUGUUACAGCUGUCGUGACAAAGCGGAUCCUAGAGAUUGUUUCGGAAUCCAGCUGUGCGCGGAUAACGAGUUCGUGUCUACUGCCGCUGCCGGUGACGUAAGAGGAUUGUCACACUUGCCGGUGACGUAA
This is a messenger RNA of Liolophura sinensis, 504 nucleotides long. RefSeq names its product prostate stem cell antigen-like. The record is from RefSeq and is a predicted model, not a curated record. NCBI's taxonomy places the organism in Eukaryota, Metazoa, Mollusca, Polyplacophora, Chitonida, Chitonidae. The transcript is spliced from 7 exons. Bases 31 to 504 code for a protein of 157 amino acids.